Rosa chinensis is the source of this 722-nucleotide messenger RNA. RefSeq names its product 60S ribosomal protein L14-2. Gene Ontology annotation, molecular function: structural constituent of ribosome; RNA binding. Gene Ontology annotation, biological process: ribosomal large subunit biogenesis; translation. NCBI's taxonomy places the organism in Eukaryota, Viridiplantae, Streptophyta, Magnoliopsida, Rosales, Rosaceae. Bases 81 to 485 code for a protein of 134 amino acids. The transcript has 4 exons. Gene Ontology annotation, cellular component: cytosolic large ribosomal subunit; ribosome. The record is from RefSeq and is a predicted model, not a curated record.
UUUCUGAAACCCUAGCUCUUCUGCCUCACACGCACUAGUCAUUUGUCUUCGACGACCGACUGCUCUCAGAUCCCGGAAAAAUGCCGUUCAAGAGGUACGUGGAGAUUGGACGGGUGGCUCUGGUCAACUACGGGCCGGACUACGGUAGGCUCGUCGUGAUUGUCGAUGUCAUCGACCAGAAUCGGGCUCUGGUUGAUGCACCUGAUAUGGUGAGGACUCAGAUGAACUUCAAGAGGCUAUCGCUUACUGAUAUCAAGAUUGAGAUCCCCAGGGUUCCGAAGAAGAAGACUCUGAUUGCUGCCAUGGAGGCUGGUGAUGUUAAGAACAAAUGGGAACAGAGUUCAUGGGGAAGGAAGCUGAUAGUGCAGAAGAGAAGAGCGUCACUUAAUGAUUUCGAUAGGUUCAAGCUCAUGUUAGCCAAGAUCAAGAAAGCUGGAAUCGUCAGGCAGGAGCUAACAAAGCUGAAGAAAUCAAGUGCAGUCUGAAACUGUUUUAAGUUUUGCAAUCUUGUUGCAAGAUAUUAGGUUGCUGCUGUUUUGAUUCAUAGUGGUAGCAGCAUCUUGGUAUUUUGGUUAGGUCAUAGUUGUGAGAGGCACGUUAUUUGAAAUGAUUGGCAGGUUAUCACAAUUUUAUGAAUUUGUUUGAAUUGAAAUGGAAGCCAGGAACUUCUUUGAGGAGUUGAUAGUUAUUUUUAUAAUAUUAUUGUUACAUUUUAUGAUCUA